AUGCUGAAGAACAAUAUUUGAUGAUAUUUUCCCCUUCCAAUGAAUAAAGUGAAGUAAAGCAGCAUCAUAUCCAUGAAAGUGAAGAUUUUUCUUAGGGGAUUUUGCACGUACAAAAUGGAACUUGAUCAGAGAAGGUAGAGAUAACAACUUACAGUCGCUGAAUACGGCGUGAUAUAGCAUGCUGCCAAGUGAUCAAGCUUUUACAGAGUACUUACUGAUUAAUUUUUCUACACAUUACAAUUUUUUUUUAAUAGUUGAAAAAAAAGGAACCUUCACUUUCACUCAUCAAAGUGCAAUUCCAUCACAAGAAAUUGUGCGUAGAACACAGCAAACAGGAUUCACCUUUCCACACGGAUCUGGACGGCGUCGUCCGCACACGCCGGAAAACUUCAAAUUCCGCCGGAUUGAUGCAGUUUCACCGCUGUAUGCGUACAUAUCAAUCUGCAUUCCCACGCGCAACUGAAAAGGCAUUCGAUGAUCUCCUCUCUCUCUCUCUCUCUCUCUCUAUCUGAACAAUUUUCAGUUUAUUUAGUUUCGCGGAAUUCCAAAAUGCUUGAUUUAGGCAUGAUUGGAUUACUUCCCAAGCGUGGCACCGCGCGUGGUGGGAGUUCAUAUUUGAACCGUUGGAUCUAACCGGCAAAAGGAUCCGACCCGUCGGGAGUUUGCUGCUCAUCAAUUAUCAUCGAUCUUAGCUCUCUCUCUCUCCACACACAUACAGACAUACAGUCAUACGUUCUUCUCGUUCAUAACCAAUAUUACAGAGCAGAACAACUGAAUUUCAAACUUUCCUUCAUCUAUCGGCUGAAUAAACUUCCAAAAUGAGAAGGCUGGGGCAUCGACACCAAUCAAAGCAAUCCGGAGUUAAGGGCAUGUUUGGAAGACUAUCGUUUGCUGUAAUCGUUCUGGUGAUCUGUACUGUUUCGCUAUGGUCCACUGUAAAAAGCACCACGCGAUCCAUCUCUCGAUCCGAGAUUGAAGUUGAUGCACUUUGGGAUACAGCUGCUUCUGGUGGAUGGAGGCCAUCAUCUGCUCCGAGAUCUGAUUGGCCCCCUCCUCCAGCAGAAACUAAUGGGUACUUACGAGUUCGUUGUAAUGGUGGCCUCAAUCAGCAAAGAAGUGCGAUCUGUAAUGCUGUGCUAGCUGCUCGAAUCAUGAAUGCUACUCUUGUGCUUCCUGAACUGGAUGCAAAUUCCUUCUGGCAUGAUGACAGUGGUUUUCAUGGUGUUUAUGAUGUCGAGCAUUUUAUCAAGUCACUGAGAUAUGAUGUACGAAUAGUAGAAAGCAUUCCGGAAGUCAAGAAAAAUGGGAAGACCAGGAAGCUGAAAGCUUUUCAGAUACGGCCUCCUAGAGAUGCUUCCGUCAGUUGGUAUACAACAGAUGCUUUAGCAAAGAUGAAAGAGCAUGGUGCUAUUUAUCUUACACCAUUCUCACAUCGUUUGGCAGAAGAGAUCGAUAACCCUGAGUACCAGCGCCUAAGGUGCAGAGUGAAUUAUCAUGCCUUACGGUUUAAGCCUCACAUUAUGGAGCUCAGCAACUCAACUGUGAAUAGACUCCGUGCACAAGGUCAUUUCAUGGCCAUACAUCUUCGAUUUGAGAUGGAUAUGCUGUCAUUUGCUGGGUGUUUUGAUAUUUUUACUCCUGAAGAACAAAAGGUCCUGAAGAAAUACAGGGAGGAAAAUUUUGCACCAAAAAAACUUGUUUACAGCGAGAGAAGGGCGAUUGGAAAAUGUCCUCUAACUCCAGAAGAGGUUGGUCUGAUCUUGCAAUCUAUGGGUUUUGACAACUCGACCAGAAUAUUCCUUGCAGCUGGUGAACUUUUUGGUGGUGAACGGUUUAUGAAGCCUUUUCGGUCUUUGUUCCCUCGCCUUGAGAACCACAUAUCAUUAGACACCAGUGGUGAACUUGGCAAGAAUAGUCGUGGUUUGGUGGGGUCUGCUGUAGAUUAUAUGAUCUGUCUGCUCUCAGACAUAUUCAUGCCAACAUAUGAUGGGCCCAGCAACUUCGCAAAUAAUCUGCUUGGCCACCGCCUAUAUUAUGGUUUCCGUACAAACAUAAUACCUGACAGAAAAGCGCUUGCUCCUAUCUUCAUUGAGAGGGAGAAGGGGCAUCCAGCUGAUUUUGAAGAAUCUGUUAGGCGCGUGCAAAACACGAACUUUGGCGGGCCUCACAAGCGGGUCCAGCCUGAGUCAUUUUACACAAAUUCAUGGCCAGAGUGCUUUUGUCAGAUGUCAGCAGCCAAUCCAGCCGACAAAUGUCCACCCGAUAAUGUCCUGGAUAUCUUGGACAGCCAGUUUGCUAAAGGAGGAAACGAUGAUCCAGAAUCUGCCACUUCAAACUCAACAUCCGUCGUUGGAAAGUAGGAUUAGAUAUGAACACUAAUUGGGACAAGUCCAUAAUCCCUAGAGCUAUAUCAUGACGCCCAAAUGCAGCUAUUGGUGGUAUUCUAAUUUGGCUCUGCAGGUACUCCAAUUCUUCUGUUACUUUUUACAUCUUAUAGAGAUCAAUACUUCAUCCGUUCACGAAAAAAAUGCCACAAUUUUGUUUUCGGUCCGUCCACUACUCACCACACAUUAAAAGAGGGACCCUUACUCCAUUCUCACACCACCAACUAUUAUAUCAAGACCGAUGGCAUCCACAACGUGACAAUUUUUCGGACGGAAGAAAUACGUUGUGCGAUGCUUUUGUCUAUUGGCCGAUUGUAUCUUUGGCAUUCUUUACGUUGUUGCAGUCAAUUAGCUUCGGAAGCUCUACAUGGACUGAGCCGGCGGGUGAAGUAGAGGAGAGUUCAGAGUGUAAGCAUUUUUUUACUGAAUCUGGGAAAGUGUUCGUUUAGGAUGAUUUUUAAUGGAGUUUGUGGUGCUUAUUCAAGUUUAUUCUAAUCUGCCUUGCAUUCUUUCUUUCUUUCUUCUGGGUGAAAUAGUGAGUUUUUCAAAGAAUAUGAACUCGACUGUUGUAUUCUUCCUGGUUCGACCACUAUAUCCAACAUCAUCACCUAUAUGAACUCGACUAUCAUUUGACUUAUUUAAGGCAGUUUUUAUUUUAA
This is a messenger RNA of Salvia splendens (bonfire salvia), 3043 nucleotides long. RefSeq names its product O-fucosyltransferase 1. Bases 819 to 2360 code for a protein of 513 amino acids. Gene Ontology annotation, cellular component: cytoplasm; trans-Golgi network; endosome. The transcript has 9 exons. The record is from RefSeq and is a predicted model, not a curated record. NCBI's taxonomy places the organism in Eukaryota, Viridiplantae, Streptophyta, Magnoliopsida, Lamiales, Lamiaceae.